Molecule: messenger RNA, 929 nt
Organism: Pseudomassariella vexata
Lineage: Eukaryota; Fungi; Ascomycota; Sordariomycetes; Amphisphaeriales; Pseudomassariaceae
Exons: 2
Coding region: 269-745 (158 amino acids)
Source: RefSeq, a predicted model, not a curated record
UGCGAACAUAUACCUAGUAGCAAAAUGAAAAGCCUCCAAGGCUAGCACUUUCUUGUCACCUAGUUGCUAAGAAUCGACAGUCUCCGAUUAUGGAAUAUUUAUCUCAUACCAUGCUAAUCCAGAGAAACCUGCGCACAAUCAGCCUCCAUCCCGAAUGGGGAGAAGACACCGGCAACCUGUCCAUCUCUAUGAGUGGGAUUCUCCACCUGCUCAGCCUUGUUGGUGCUGUAACGUGGCGAAUGGCACCCUCAGACUCUCCCGCCUUUGAAUGUUGUGGAUAUGUACUUAUUUUUGUCCCGAGGCAACAAUGCUUAACUCGAUCUUUCCCGGUGCCAAGGCUUCAAGGGUGCCCGGUGAAAGAGAUUUCAAACUCACUUUCAUUGCUUCGGAAGACUGGCUGUGGAUUGAAAGGACUAACGCACAAGAAGAAGGCCGAAAAAGCUUUCUAGGUUGCAAGUCCCGGCCCACUUGCCGCGGCGCGCUGCUCUUAGGUUGGGACGAUUUAUUGAGAAGCUGUCCAUAUUACCGGGGCCAAGGUGCUCUACGAGUAGUGUGCAGAAUUCAGCUAUCCACGCGUACGAUGUACGAUGUUGAGUCCGGGCAUUUUUGUAUGGCCAAACGGGUACCUUCAUGCUGGACGCCAUCGACUCAAUUAGGAGCUAUUACCAUGAGACUUAAUUAUGAGAGGAACUCAAGCAACCUGUAUUCAGGCCCACAGAAGAUUGAGUUAUUUUCAGCACAUUGAUUGGGCGGCACGUGCCGGCGUAGGAGUUGUCACAAUUUGUUCGAGGUCGACGUCGUCAGCUUCUUCCCCUGCAAUCUAAAUGCCAGGUCUUGGCAGGUGAAUAAUGUUCCCUGUGGCUCAGCCAUGAAGGUGUGUCUAUAUUCGUACGCGUUACCAGUAUAGGUCCACAUGCGAUCUGGGCAGU